AUUAACAAAUCAAGAAACAAAAUUUGAAGUUUUGAAAAACAAAAACGGCGUUGUUUGUCAGUUACUCCUGCAACUGCAAAUCUAUAAAAUUUAGUAUACAAGAUAUGCUAAAAGCUCUUGCUGCGUUUCCACCUUCGAUCUCCAAAACUAGUGUAAUUUUGAGGAAAAUGAGCACGUUAACACAUCCCAAAUUCAUUUCAGUAGAAGGUUCUGAUAUACAUUCCAGAACUAAAUCUGACGGCUUUAGAUUCAGCCUUGUCUCGUAUAACAUAUUGGCUCAGGUUUAUGUGAAGAGCGCCUUCUUCCCACACUCUCCUCCUUCGUCUCUGAAAUGGAAACAUCGUUCAAACUCGAUUUUAGAAGUUCUCAAGAACCUGGGAGCUGAUUUUUUCUGCCUACAGGAAGUUGAUGAGUUUGAUAGCUUUUACAAAGGAAGGAUGCAGGAGCUGGGAUAUUCUUCUAUUUAUAUGAAGAGAAGUGGGGAGAAAAAGCGUGAUGGGUGUGGGUUAUUUUACAAGCAUGACCGUGCAGAGCUGGUCUUGGAGGAAAAAAUUGAAUAUAAUGAUCUUGUGAAGUCAAUUCAAGAUGGGAACUCUUCAAAUGAUGAUGAACGCAGCAAUGUCCAGACAACCCAGCCAGAUAAACAAAAGGAUGUUGCGACCAAAAAUGGACCUAAAACAGGUACAGAAGAUCGUGGAGAUCCAAAUGAUCCCCGUGUGAGACUAAAGCGUGAUUGUGUUGGAAUUCUGGCUGCAUUCAAAUUCAAGGGGCCGUCUCAACAAUUUCUUAUUGUAGCCAACACACAUAUUUAUUGGGAUCCUGAGUGGGCUGAUGUCAAACUUGCACAAGCCAAAUAUCUUCUAUCUCGCUUGUCACAAUUUAAAACACUGAUAUCCGAUAGAUAUGAAUGCAUACCUGAAGUGAUGGUGGCUGGUGACUUCAACUCUAUGCCAGGAGAUAUGGUUUAUCAAUACCUCAUGUCAGGCAACCCUUCAUCAAAACAGAUGACCGACUGUAUAGAGGAGCCUCCCAUUCCUCUAAUUAGUGUCUAUGCUUCUACAAGAGGAGAGCCGCCAUUUACAAACUAUACACCUGGCUUCACUGGAACACUCGAUUAUAUAUUAUUUUUCCCCUCAGACCACAUUAAACCAAUUAGUUAUCUCGAGCUUCCAGACUCUGAAGCAGCUGAUAUUGUUGGUGGACUGCCAAACUUUAGCCAUCCAAGUGAUCAUCUACCAAUUGGUGCUGAAUUUGAAAUCAACAAGGAUUAAAUAUGGUAUGGCAAGUUCUAUUUGUGCUCAAUUUUUCGUGUUCCAUAUCCUUUCCCCUUUGUCAAUCUUGAAAUUUGAUGUGAGGGCAAGUCUAUGGGAGGAUCAAGUGCACAAUGAGUAUUAUCAUAAUCAUGAAAUCAAUACAGCCUCUUGGCUAGAAUGGAAAUAGUCACCAAAAAGGAAAAAGGCGUAGGAUAUUUUGUUCCAUGACGGAAAUUUCAUUGGUUUGACUUUUUAUUUAUGAUAAAUUUGCAGCUUCUUGUUGAAGAAAGAAAGUGGUUAUAAUACCAAAUUUGUCAGAUUGAAAAUUUUGUUUUCUUCUGAUUUAUGUGACAUAUAUCUCAUUGAUUUUAGACAAUAUACUAUACUAUGUACUAUUUUUGGAUCAAAAACAAUUUUAGGAGUAAAACAAUUUCAAAGCAAAAA
This is a messenger RNA of Cicer arietinum (chickpea), 1697 nucleotides long. RefSeq names its product carbon catabolite repressor protein 4 homolog 4-like. The record is from RefSeq and is a predicted model, not a curated record. Lineage: Eukaryota; Viridiplantae; Streptophyta; Magnoliopsida; Fabales; Fabaceae. Gene Ontology annotation, molecular function: 3'-5'-RNA exonuclease activity.